CCCACAUCCAUCCUCCACCCUCUCGCAGCCGCGUCACUCCUUCUCAGCAGCUGCCUGGCGCUCAUCUCCGCGCACUUACAUGUCCUUCAACGAUCUCGAGCGCGGCACCGGCGGCGCCGGCAAUGGCGCACACGGCUCGCCCUCGCGCGGCGGCGCAGCCGGUGGCCUGACGGGCUCCGUGGGGCGAGCCGGCGCCGCACCUCGCCAUUCGGGCUCCUUCACGCCGCUGCCGCUCUACCGUGCACCGCCAUCAUCCAACGCCGCAUCGAACAGCACACACGCCGCCAUCGACGUCGAGGCUGCCGGUGCAGCUGGCAGUGCGCCCAGCGAGGUGGAGCUCGAGUUUGAGCGCCUCGCCAAGCGCAUGGGCAUCCAGAUCUUCAAGCUCAACUCCAACGUCGCGGGCAUUGAGAAGCUGGUGGAGCUGUCGAGCAAGAGCGGAGGCACGGGUGCUGGCAAGGACCGCGACUGGACCAAGUCUGUGGCCGACCUCACCUCGACGACACAAUCGCUCUCGAGCUCGCUGCUCUCGGACAUGAAGCAGCUGGGCGCGCUGCGCUGCUCGGGCCAGGCGCAAAAGAUCGCGCUCAACAAGCUGCGCUCGGACCUCGAGGCGGCACUCAAGGGCUUCAAGCAGGCGCAGCUGCGCGGCGCAGAGGCUGGACGUAAGGCUGUGGAGGGCGAGCGGAGAAAGCAGGAGGGCAACCGGAAAGCCCUCGAGACGACGCCUCUCAUCAACGUCGCCGACCCCUCAGCUGCACCAGACUCUUCUGCGCAGUCACAGGAAGAGGCAGGCGAGCAACAAGAGCAGGCUCAGGCGCAGGCGGUCGCGCAGGUCGGGCCAUCGCAGGCCGAGGUGGAGUUCCAGGAGGCGCUUAUCUCCGAGCGCGAGGCCGAGAUCCGCGAGAUCGAGAGCGGCAUCCAUGAGCUCAACGAGAUCUUCCGCGAUCUGGGCACGAUCGUGCAGGAGCAGGGCGGCAUGAUUGACAACAUCGAGUACAACGUGCAGACCAUCGCCACGCAUACCGGCGCCGCCGACCGGGAACUCGUGAGCGCUCACGAGUACCAGCGCAAGGCCGGCAAGCGUGCUGCAUGUCUGCUCGCCGUGGUCGGCUUCGUCGUCGCGAUCGUGCUCAUCGCGGCUCUGAGCUGAUGCCGGGCAGUGCGCUACACACUACCCAUCCAGCUAUCCGUCUCCAUACCUGUUCCAUCGCCCUGCCUCUCCGUGUUACCAGAGUCCUGCCUCCUCCUGCGCGCCCUCGUCGUGCCUAUACCGCUGCUAGGCGUCAAGCCGAGUUUCAUUGUCAUUGCGUGACCGAGUGAGAGGCAA
Tilletiopsis washingtonensis is the source of this 1330-nucleotide messenger RNA. RefSeq names its product t-SNARE. Gene Ontology annotation, molecular function: SNAP receptor activity; SNARE binding. Gene Ontology annotation, biological process: intracellular protein transport; Golgi to vacuole transport; vesicle fusion. The coding region runs from base 80 to 1153 and encodes 357 amino acids. NCBI's taxonomy places the organism in Eukaryota, Fungi, Basidiomycota, Exobasidiomycetes, Entylomatales. Gene Ontology annotation, cellular component: SNARE complex; endomembrane system; membrane. The transcript has 5 exons. The record is from RefSeq and is a predicted model, not a curated record.